AUGCAGCGCUCCGGUUAUCUUCCAGCAUCCGGCGCAUCACCUCCUCUUCACCAUCCCGUUCCCCAGCACCAUGUACCUAUUCCAGUGAUGCACUCUCCACCACCUCCACAUACCGCUACGGCGUACAGCUCGCCGUACGCCCAACAACCAAUGCAGAACACAAUGGGAAAUCAACAGCCGAUCCAGGGCAUGCAUCCUGCGUAUGGCGAUUUCUUUAGUGAUCCCAGGGCCGCGAUGGCUUUUCAGGUCGGAGGAAGAGCUACUGAAGCUGCUGGUGCUUAUGUGGAGCAAAACUUUGGGAAAUAUUUGCAAGUAGGCGCAUUAAAACAUUAUUUCAACGUCUCCAACAGUUACGUGCUCCGGAAACUAUACCUUGUACUUUUCCCAUGGCGACAUAAGCCAUGGUCUCGCAGUGGGUCUCAAAGAGCUGGGGCAAAUGGCCAGGUUGAUACUUAUUUCCUUCCACCGAGAGAUGAUAUCAAUUCGCCCGAUAUGUAUAUUCCAGUUAUGGCGUUUGUCACUUACAUCCUUCUAUCGACUCUCCUUUACGGUCUUGCCGGACAUUUUAACCCCGAACAGCUCGGUUACACUGCAUCCUUUGCAUUUACUAUUGUGAUCCUUGAGAUCGGUAUUAUUAAGAUCGGAUGUUAUCUUUUAAGCAUCAAUAAUGACAGUCAAUUGAUGGAUCUCGUGGCGUAUUCUGGAUAUAAGUUCGUGGGGAUUAUCGUCACGCUGGCUAUGACAACUCUCGGGUCCCGAUGGUUAGAAUAUUUGGUAUUUGCCUAUACUUUCAACGCGAAUGCGUUCUUCUUAUUACGGAGCUUGAAAUAUGUUCUACUCCCGGAUAACACAGCGGACAAUCCACGAGGCACUAUGUAUGCUGUCAAUCGAACCCAGAAGAACCGUCGCACCCAAUUCUUGUUCUUGUACAGCUAUAUUGUCCAAGUUAUUUUUAUGUGGGCACUUUCAUCAGGAUUCAAUAGCGCAACCUCUGGGAAGAAGUAA
Molecule: messenger RNA, 1005 nt
Organism: Morchella importuna
Lineage: Eukaryota; Fungi; Ascomycota; Pezizomycetes; Pezizales; Morchellaceae
Exons: 4
Coding region: 1-1005 (334 amino acids)
Biological process (GO): endoplasmic reticulum to Golgi vesicle-mediated transport
Cellular component (GO): endoplasmic reticulum-Golgi intermediate compartment; COPII-coated ER to Golgi transport vesicle; endoplasmic reticulum membrane
Source: RefSeq, a predicted model, not a curated record